UUUGGUUCAAAUUACACGAUAGUUCGUUGCAAAGGGCGAUCGAGAGACCACAUUAAAGAUGGCUCCAAAGACUGGUCACCUUUUCCAUGAUUGAGGGCUGCUCUCAAGAUGAUCCCCAUCAGAGAACUAUCACCCUCACGGAAGGUUCAGUCUUCGAGGUUGGUCGUGCCUCUCGUUCCGAGACGCGCCCGGCCAAAGCCACCCGGGAGAAUCUCUGGCUUAAUAGCCCAGUAGUGUCGCGGAGCCACGCCGAAUUGCUUCUUCGUUUUGAACCGGUAGGAAACCCCUCGGCACCGAAUCUUGAUGCUGUUCGUUCCACAUACUCGCGAUAUCACCACAUGCUAGAGAAAUUUGCCUUGUCCUCAUUUAAUUGCUCAUUGGAUCGGGAACGUUCUAUUGACAUCCAAUCUAGGAUCCACAAAUCUGUAUCGUGGACCUCCAAACGUCCAUGCAUGGAACCAAAGUGAACGGCUUAUUCCUAUCGAAGGGUCACGAAUGGAUCCUCGAAGAUGGUGACGAGGUUCAGUUUGGAAACGCUGUUACAACU
Eremomyces bilateralis CBS 781.70 is the source of this 547-nucleotide messenger RNA. RefSeq lists its product as uncharacterized. Gene Ontology annotation, molecular function: protein binding. The transcript is spliced from 2 exons. The coding region runs from base 87 to 467 and encodes 126 amino acids. Lineage: Eukaryota; Fungi; Ascomycota; Dothideomycetes; Eremomycetales; Eremomycetaceae. The record is from RefSeq and is a predicted model, not a curated record.